AUGGCAUCCUGCUCGAGAUCCCUCCAGCACAUUCGUGCGCCGGUGCAACGUGUCCUUGCAUAUUCGCUCGGCGCAAGUCGUGCCUAUGCGACCGUCCCAACAAAUACACCCGAAUCGCCACCUUCACCCAGCAAUCCCGCCGUGCCGUCACCACCCCGCCGACCGACAUACUUCAAAGACACCACAGUAUCGACAUUUGACGAGUUCGUGUCGACAUCGUCAGCCACAUCCCCCUUGUCGCCGAGCGAUGCCUACACCUUGCGCACCGCCGAAGUCGGCCCCGCGUCCAACCGCCGGACUAUCACCCGACUACCAGAGUGGCUGAAGACGCCCAUCCCCGCCGGCAACGACAACUACAAGAGCAUCAAGAAGGACCUGCGAGGCUUGAACCUGCAUACCGUGUGCGAGGAGGCGCGGUGCCCAAACAUCUCCGAGUGCUGGGGCGGCGACAACAAAAACGCCGCCACGGCCACCAUCAUGCUGAUGGGCGAUACAUGUACGCGCGGAUGCCGCUUCUGCAGCGUAAAGACAAACCGCGCACCCGCUCCGCUCGACCCCCACGAACCAGAACACACGGCCGAGGCGCUCGCGAGGUGGGGUCUGGGGUACGUGGUUCUCACGAGCGUGGACCGCGACGACCUGGCGGACGGCGGCGCGAGGCAUUUCGCCGAGACGAUACGGAAGAUCAAGGCUAAGAAGCCGAGUCUCCUCGUCGAGGCGCUGACGGGCGACUUCCGGGGCGACCUGGACAUGGUCAAGAUCGUGGCGCAGAGCGGACUCGACGUCUAUGCGCACAACAUCGAGACCGUCGAGGGCCUGACGCCGUUUGUGCGGGACCGUAGAGCCACAUUCAGACAGAGCCUGAGCGUUCUGGAACACGUGAAGAAGGUGCAGGAGGGCAGCAUCACCAAGACGAGCAUCAUGCUGGGCCUGGGAGAGCAGGAGCAAGAAAUCGCGGAUACGCUGAAGGAGCUGCGGAAUGUCGACGUUGAUGUGGUGACCUUUGGACAAUACAUGCGCCCCACGAAGCGGCACCUCAAGGUGGAGAAGUAUGUGACGCCGGAGGAGUUCGAGAUGUGGCGGCUGCGGGCUCUUGAUAUGGGCUUUCUCUACGUCGCCAGUGGUCCCCUCGUCAGGAGCAGCUACAAGGCUGGCGAAGCUUUCAUUGAAAACGUGCUUAGGAAGCGAGCUGGUGAGAAGGCAAGCUCUACUGUGGAAGGAAAGAUAGGAGCUACGGUGGCAAUGGGGGAGACGCUGCGGACUGAGUAA
Anthostomella pinea is the source of this 1269-nucleotide messenger RNA. The record is from the annotation of a GenBank genome assembly. Lineage: Eukaryota; Fungi; Ascomycota; Sordariomycetes; Xylariales; Xylariaceae.